Diplodia corticola is the source of this 1521-nucleotide messenger RNA. Its product is annotated as heterokaryon incompatibility protein. The transcript is spliced from 3 exons. Lineage: Eukaryota; Fungi; Ascomycota; Dothideomycetes; Botryosphaeriales; Botryosphaeriaceae. Bases 1 to 1521 code for a protein of 506 amino acids. The record is from RefSeq and is a predicted model, not a curated record.
AUGUCCCAUUUCCGAACCAUACGCGACCCUCAGCCACUGCUGGGGCGAUACACAACCUGCAUUGAUGUACAAUGUCUCCCAAAAACCUUUCAGGAUGCAAUCUUCGUAACCCGGAAGCUGGGCUUGCGCUAUGUUUGGAUAGACUCUUUAUGUAUCCUUCAAGACUGCGCGGACGACUGGCGCGCCGAGUCGUCCAUGAUGCGCUACAUAUACCUAUAUGGCGCACUGAACAUAGCCGCAUCGGCUGCCUCGUCCGACCAUGAAGGGCUCUCUUUCCCACGCAACCCGCACAUCACCCGCCACAUUCCCAUCUCCGUCACCUGGGACUCCCCGGACCUCCUUGCGCAGAAACCACGCGGCGCCUACUACCUCUUCAACGGCGACAUCUGGGACCGUGAAGUCGAGUUCGCCCCGCUCAACGCCCGCGGCUGGGUGCUGCAGGAGCGCUUGCUCGCACCACGCAUCCUCCACUUCGGUCGCAACCAGCUCUACUGGCAGUGCAACACCAUCUUCCACUCGGAGAUGUUCCCGCGCGACCUGCGGACCAAAAAUCUGGGCCCGUAUGUCCCGCGAGUGUCUUCCAACUUCAUGCGCUGUUUCAGCGGCCUGAAGAAGCGGCAGAGGAAGAGCAACAUGCCAAAGAAGGAGGACGACGGGCCAUAUGCCCGCUGGAGCGAGCUCGCCAACGCGUACAGCGCGACGGCGCUCACGCGCGGCCAGGACAAGCUGAUCGCCGUGCAGGCGCUCGCCGAGACGAUGCGCGACGCCACCGGGGACGCCUACGUCGCCGGCCUGUGGAGGAGUCGUAUCGUCGACGACGUGCUGUGGCGGACCGAGGUCGACGCGCUCCUGCCGUCUCCGCCGCCGCGCAGUGCUGCCGCCUCGUGCCAAAAUGCAGCGAUCACCGGGCGAUCGCAGCCGUGGCGCGCGCCGACGUGGAGUUGGGCAAGUCUGGACUGCCAGAUCGAAGCCAGGAGCACGUGGCACUACUCGGCGGCGCGGGGAGGCGAUGGCGACGACGAUGGGAAGAGGCUCGUGAGGAAGAUGGUGCCGGAGGUUGCGGGUUUCAAUGACGUGGGGACCGGACAGUUGAGAGAUGCGCGGCUGAGGGUGGAGGGGCUGCUGUACCGGAACACCCAGCCGUUGUCGUUUAGGGUCCUGGAGAGCCCGCUCAGUCUCUACCGGGCAGCAGAGGACACCACACCGUGGAGCAUGAAGGUGGUGCUCGACGAGUGGGAUGCCGCGUUCGCUGGCGAGAACAAAUACGUGAUCCCUACGGGCGCUUUGUUCUUCCCGGUUGGCUCGCCCAUAGCUGGUACCGUUGAAGGGCUGCUUUUGGAGCCGGUACCGAGGGCGAGCGGCCACUUCAAGCGAACGGCUUACUUUGAAGUGGAUCUUCUGCUGUACGGUAGCGACGACAUCCUGGAAGAGAUAAAUGUCUUGGAGGAUGCACAUGACCUGGGACUGGCCGGAUGUGUUGACGGAAAAGGUAGAACGCUCUAUCCAUUCACUCUUCUAUGA